This is a messenger RNA of Acanthamoeba castellanii str. Neff, 1047 nucleotides long. RefSeq names its product DNA polymerase beta, putative. The transcript has 10 exons. Lineage: Eukaryota; Discosea; Longamoebia; Acanthamoebidae. Gene Ontology annotation, biological process: double-strand break repair via nonhomologous end joining. Bases 1 to 1047 code for a protein of 348 amino acids. Gene Ontology annotation, cellular component: nucleus. Gene Ontology annotation, molecular function: DNA binding; DNA-directed DNA polymerase activity. The record is from RefSeq and is a predicted model, not a curated record.
AUGCGUCGCCCGGCGGGCAAGCACCAGACGUCGGAGGUCACCCUCGAGAAGCACGACAACUACAACCAAAAGCUCACCGCCAUCCUCGCAGAGCUGGGACAGAUCGAGAAGUCGAAGGGGCAAAUGCACAGGGCCAGGGCCUACGAGAAGGCCGUGCGCGCUCUGCGCAACCACCCAACCGCCAUCACCUCCGGUACGGAGGCGCAGAAGCUCGAUGGCAUCGGCAAGAAGAUCGGCCUCAAGAUAGACGAGAUCCUGGCCACGGGUAAGCUCAAGAAGCUCGACACGCUCAACGAGGACCCGAAGACCAAGGCCCUCAACCUCUUCCAGCAGCUGAAGCACACCUUCACGCACCACCAGAGGAUCGGACUCAAACACUUUCACGAGUUCAACGAGCGCAUUCCGCGCGCGGAGAUGGAGCAACUCGAGAAAAUCAUCAAAGAAACGCUGUCCGAGGUCGACGAGGAGCUCAUCGGCACCACCUGCGGCAGCUAUCGACGAGGCGCCGAGUCCAGCGGCGAUAUCGACGUCCUGCUCACACAUCCGAAGUACACGGUGGCCACCAAAAAGAAGCCCGAAGCGCAGUACCUGUCCCGCGUCGUGGAGGCGCUGAAGCGGAAGGGCUUGAUCACGGACGACAUAUCGCAGGGCAGCUCCAAGUACAUGGGCGUCUGCAAAUUGCCCGACGAUGAAGAUGAAGCGAAAGAGAAGAAGGAGAAGAAGAAGCAAGACAGCGAAGGGGAAGAAGAAGAGGAAGAAGUAGAAGUAGAAGCAAAGAAAAAGAAGCGCCUGCACCGACGAAUCGAUCUGAGGGUGAUCCCCUACGAGAACUACUACUGCGGACUGCUCUACUUUACAGGAAGCGAUUUCUUCAACCAGCAGAUGAGGAAGAUCGCUCUGGACCGCGGGUUCACCCUCAACGAGUACGACGUGUGCCCUGUGGGGUCGACGGGGGUGAAGGGCGACCCGAUCGAGGUGCACAGCGAGGAGGACAUCUUCGAGCUCCUGGGCAUGACCUACAAGAGCCCCGAACAGCGCAACCUCUGA